Pogonomyrmex barbatus (red harvester ant) is the source of this 663-nucleotide messenger RNA. It is a transcript of the gene Mthfs, whose product is annotated as methenyltetrahydrofolate synthetase. Gene Ontology annotation, cellular component: mitochondrion. The record is from RefSeq and is a predicted model, not a curated record. Gene Ontology annotation, molecular function: 5-formyltetrahydrofolate cyclo-ligase activity. Lineage: Eukaryota; Metazoa; Arthropoda; Insecta; Hymenoptera; Formicidae. Gene Ontology annotation, biological process: tetrahydrofolate interconversion; folic acid-containing compound biosynthetic process.
AAAAGAAAGAUAACUAUGGAGAAGAGAAAUGUUAUCUAUAGUGAUUGGGUGACCUACAAUAUGGCAACUUUAACAUCAGCCAAGAGUGCUUUGAGAAGAGAAAUCAAAAAUAUUCUUAGAAAUAUCACUCUAGAGGAAAGAAAAAAACAGUCUGCAAAUGUGUUCAGAAAGCUAUGCUUACUAAAACAAUAUCAAGAUAGCAAAAGAAUUUCGCUGUAUCUAAGUACUAAAGAUGAAAUCGACACUCUGCCUAUCUUGAAACACAUAUUUGAUUUGGGAAAAGAAGCAUUUGUACCACAGUAUCAUGGAAAAACGAUGGAAAUGGUAAAACUAAGGUCAAUGGAAGAUUAUGAGAAAUUGCCACUCACAAAAUGGAAUAUUAAACAGCCAAGCACUACUGAAUGUCGGGAAAAUGCAUUAGAAACAGGUGGAUUAGAUUUAAUUAUUUUACCGGGUGUUGGUUUUACGGUAAAUGGAAAACGUUUAGGACAUGGGAUGGGUUACUAUGACAAAUAUCUAAAAAGAUGUUUUAAAAAACAAAGGAUGAAACCAUAUCUGAUUGCAAUAGGAUUUAGAGAACAGAUACAAGAAGAUAUUCCUACUAAUGAUGAUGAUAUGCCUGUGGAUAUUGUACUUACUGGAGACUAAAUAAUAUAAUAAAAA